GGUUGUCCUAAUGGCACAGGUUCUUCUGACCAGGCCAUGUCGACUCCAGUUAAAGACAGACCAGCUCCGCCCAGCAGUCUGACCCUGUCGGGGUCGCGACCCCGCCGGAAGAAGAUUCUGGUGGCCCCGGCCUUAAGUCUGUCUCUGGACUGCAGCAACUCGGCGCCCUCCGACGACUUCCCCUCCGCCAUCCUGUCGCCCUCCCCCGACGACGAAGACGACACGGGAUUGGACUUCGACCUGGACAACAUGGACACGCCCUCGGACAGCGAGUCGCUUUCCUUUCCCCUGUACGACCUGGACGUAGAAGAUGAUUUCCGUCGUCUUGGUAUAGCAUCAUGGCGUUCCAAGUCUCAUGGUUCCGGUCCAGGCUGCCGGUCCGGGGCAGUGCCGGAGAUGGAUCAGGCUGGACUAGGCUCUCUCGAGCAGGACACGGUGGACGACCAAGGCACCAGGUGGCGCUGUUUCACUACGGGACACCCGUCGCAGGAGAGCAGGGUCAACAUGAGCGUCCUAGAGCCCUACCUCCGCGUCCUCUCCCACGGAGGUUACUAUGGUGACGGUAUGAAUGACAUCAUAGUCUUCUCUUCCUGUUUUCUGCCCGAGAACAAACUGGAGAAUUACCAGUAUGUCAUGGAUAACUUGUUUAGGUAUGUGGUGGGGACGCUGGAGCUGAUGGUAACAGAGAACUAUGUGAUGGUCUACCUGUGUGCCGGCGGUCAGAAGGACAAGCUGCCGGGCAUCAGCUGGCUCCGAGGUUGUUACACCACCAUAGACCGACGAUUACGGAAGAAUCUGAAGGGUCUGUAUGUCGUCCAUCCAACCUGGUACAUCAAAGCCCUCAUCACCAUCAUUAAACCCUUCAUCAGCUCUAAAUUCAGUAGGAAGCUGCAGUUCGUGGAUAAUCUCCAGGCUCUUUCUGACCACAUUCCUACUGAGCACGUGCAGAUUCCAGACUGCGUCCGACAGUUUGACCAGAGUCUGACCCGGUGAAACUCGGAGUCUGCAGAAUGAAAGAGGAUCUGGGAUUUACAGCAACAGGCCAACGGAUGGAUACAGGAAGAAAAAAAAACAACUUUCUCCCUUUUGACAUUUUAAUCUCAAAUGGUGAGAUUGGUUUUACUGGUGGACACCAGUCUGUCUGUACGGUGUAUUGAACAGAAGUGGGACCGUGUAGUUGUUUCCCAAGUUCCGAGUUCUAAGCUUUGAGUUUCAAGUCCUAAGCAAGUUGUUAUGUGCUCUUCAUCAAAUUUAAUGCCAUUUCAAAAAAUUUAACAGCAGAGUAAUUUAACAUACAAAAUGCACAAUGUUUUUUAAAAUGUGUAUUUAUUACGGAUUGAUUCAAAAUGGGUCUGUAAUUAUGCAAAUGAAGCGUUGAUUGGGUGACCACUUUUUAAAAGCAUUUUAUCUCUGGACUCGGAGAAGGAGACAAAAGGCUCAAGUCCAAGCCAAGUCGAUCGGUGUUAAAGUCAAAAUCCAGCUGCAAGUCUCUUUCAAGUCAAAUUUGGGACUUGAGUCCGACUUGAUUCCAGGUCAUGUGACUCGAGUCCACACCUCCAGUUCUGACUGCGGUGGGCCUUCAGAGACCGACUGAAUCCAGUUUAGUGAUUCAGUCUUAGCUCAGUCUGUCUGAGAGCCGGUUUGGUUUGAGGGCCACGUCUUGCUCCGGCUUGUCGUCUGUUUCGUGAGAACCGACGUGUUCUCUUUGAACAGAGAGGGAAAUCAGUCAGGUGAUGAAACCGCAGUCUGAGAUACUUGACUGAGAAACACACUUCCCUGAUUUCAGAGACAGUUUCGGUUUGGUUAAUAUAAAUGAAAUGAUACUCACGAGUAAAUCCAACAUUUCAUUGUUUUUGAUGUUCUCCUGUACCAACACGUAUCUCAGUAAGACGUCAGGAAUGGAAGGGAUAACAUGACGACUCAACACGGCCCUUCCUAUCCAGUUAACUUUGACAUAAGCAAAGUGAAUGGGCUACAUAGAGAGCCGGGGAAUAUGACAUUAAAUCUCGGUAGAUUAAAAAGAGGAAUCCAUCCAAAAAAAACCCAAACAUUUGAAGCGUGAACCUAGGGAACGCAAAAGGGAUGUGGUUGUAUUAAUAUAUUGACUGAAUGUCUCAAGUAAACGAUCAUCUCCUUCAACUGCCAUAAAAACCCUGUUCACAUCAUUUUACUGCCUCUCUGACUUAAACGGUGGUGUGGUCGAAUGUGCGAACACUAGGCUGGGAUUCA
Lampris incognitus (smalleye Pacific opah) is the source of this 2229-nucleotide messenger RNA. Its product is annotated as BCL2/adenovirus E1B 19 kDa protein-interacting protein 2-like. Gene Ontology annotation, cellular component: cytoplasm. The transcript is spliced from 9 exons. The record is from RefSeq and is a predicted model, not a curated record. Bases 37 to 993 code for a protein of 318 amino acids. Gene Ontology annotation, biological process: apoptotic process. NCBI's taxonomy places the organism in Eukaryota, Metazoa, Chordata, Actinopteri, Lampriformes, Lampridae.